Molecule: messenger RNA, 1296 nt
Organism: Cladocopium goreaui
Lineage: Eukaryota; Dinophyceae; Suessiales; Symbiodiniaceae
Source: the annotation of a GenBank genome assembly
AUGAUCCGCGCCAUCCUGUUGGAAUGUACGGAGCUGCCUCCAUAUGCCGACGCCUUGCGCUACCACACCGGGCUGCCGGUCUGGGACGCCAUCACGGCGGCUGACUUCUAUGUCUCAGCCUUUCAAGACAACCCUCGCUUCGGCAUCUCUGACUGGCAACAGGAAUGGGAUGGGGAACAAGAACAUUACGAACUCGGCACACACCUCACCAAGGCGAGUCAUGUUCCUUUGUCAAAUGCAUACCAAAUCAAUCUGGUGUCAACGAGUCUGACCCAAGAAUCGGGAGCACCCGCCACGGAAAUGGCACCUGCAGCAACUGCAACUGAGCAGAGCUGGCAGUCCAAGGUCAUUCGUUUGGACUACAACUACCCUCCUGCACCGGGUGACAUCGAUUUCCCUGGCAGCUAUGACUACGAUGUGCUGUUCCGUGUGGUUCCAGGCUUCACCUUCGCCAUGGCGCAGUCCGGCAAACUCAGUGAGGCCGUGGAGCAGGAGUUCAUCGACGCCGUGCGCUGGCUGGAGCGGAAAGGCGUCAGUGGCAUCACCGGUGACUGUGGCUUUAUGAUGGCUUUCCAGCCGUUGGCCAGUGCGAUUGCAUCGGUGCCCGUCUUUAUGAGUGCCAUGAUGCAGUGCCCUAUGAUUUCCAUUGCUUUCGAUAAAUAUGACAAGAUUCUGAUUCUCACAGCAAAUGGCGACAGUUUGAAGCCUCAGAAGGAGACCUUGCUGAAACAGUGUGGCUUCAACGUGGAUGAUCGGCGCUUCAUGUGGGCCGUGGCAGGGGAUAUGGCGGGGAUGGGGGACGCAGAGACGAGUUGUCAAGAACUGAUUGUGGGUUGCCAAGACGUGCCCGGAUUCGAUGCCGUGGCCAAGGGUGAGAAGGUGCGGAUGCAGAAAUUCUGGUGGAAAAGUAGGGCCAUGAAUGCCACGAACUCUGCACAGGUGGAUGUGGAAUACGUCACUCCGGGUAUUGUCUACAUGGCUCGGAAGCACAGAGGGCUGCAUGGCUACUUGUACCGUGUAUGCCUGGAGUGCACUGAGCUGCCGCCCUACGCCGAUGCCCUGCGCUCCGAGACGAAGCUGCCGGUCUUCGACGCCAUCACCAACGCGGACUGCCGCGGCGGUGGCCGGGGCCGGGGGGCAAUGGUUGAGAAAAGCUCGGGAAAAGCCAUGGAUUUUCUCCCAUGGAAGCUCCAAAUCCGAUGGAAAUUCCUGGAUUUUCUGCAAGGCAAACAUGCAAAUCUUCAAAAGAUACCAGAAAAUAGCGACGUUUUUUCCAUUUUUUCCCAACGCAUGUGA